UCGAAAAACCCUAUUCUUUUUUGUUCGCGGUUGAGGAGCCGGCCGCCGCCUGGAGUCGAUCCCUCUUCCACGGCGGCUGGGUGAGGUCGGCGAUCUCUCUCGCUCUUUCUCUCACUGAACGACACAACUCAUUUGGCUGCUUGCCUAUGCACAUUGGAUUAAUUAAGUCAAUAUUUUUGCCUAUGUUACAUGGCAACCACUUAACUGCGUGAGAAUUGGCUGGGAACUAUUAUAAUUUGGAGAAGCCAAUUGUCAUGAUUUCUGAAUUACAUUGACCUAUCAGUUAUGCCUCAGAAAAUUAUAAUAAAGAAAAGACUAAAGGGUGAGCUUGCUCAGGUGAGAAGUAAAAUUGAAAAUAUUGGAGGAGAUUGUGAACGAUUAUUGGUAAAUGAGUUUUCUUCCACUGUGAAAAAUCGGGUAGCAUUGAGAGAACCCUGUCACAACUACGAAAAUCAAGAUUCAAUGAGUAGGAAGAGGAAAUCAUCUGAAGAAAGCAAACAACAGAUGGAUGUUUGUAACUUUUUUUAUAAUGAUGAAGAUUUUAGCGGUGAGAAAUCUGAGGCAGUAUCCACUGUGACUGGUUCUUUUGAAGUUGAAAGCCCUAGAAGAUUGCAUGGUGAAAAUGGGAAGGGCCAAAAAAUGGACAUUUGUAAGAUAAAGCAAUGUGGUAGUGUUUUGAUGGCUCUAAUGAACCAUCAGUCUGGUUGGGUGUUCAAUCAACCAGUUGACCCGGUAAAGUUGAAAAUCCCUGAUUACUUUUCAAUUAUCAAGAAACCCAUGGACUUGGGCACUAUAAAACAUAGGCUUGAAAGGAAGCACUACUCAAGCACCCAUCACUUUGCUGAAGAUGUGAGGUUAACAUUUUCUAAUGCCAUGCGAUAUAAUCCUCCGUAUAAUGCUGUCCAUAUGAUGGCAAAAGAUUUAUGUAAAAUUUUCAAUGCAAAAUGGAAAUCGUUGGAGUUCAAAUGGAGAAAAGAACCACAUCAAUCAGUAAGGAAGAUACCGAAAAAGGAAGCCAUCACCUCAAAACAAGUACUUCAGAGGGUACCUUCCUGCAAUACAAGUUCACUGGCUUGCAAAUCUCUAACAGUUGCAGACAAACUGAAGCUGCAAAAUAGUUUGGCGAAAAUUUCUACAAGAAAUAUCCCUUUGCAGCUGCUUAAAUUUCUUCAGAAAUCCUGUUUGCUUGAUCAAAAUGAAGAGAGAAUUAGUGUGGACAUUUAUGCAUUUGAUGACGAGACUUUGUGGGAGUUGCAUCAGAUCUUAAAAAAUUAUGGGGAUGCUGGAUGUACAGAAUCUGCAGGUCUGGUUAUGAAUUCAAAGGGCCAGGUGGAGGGGUGUUACAAAGAUGUUGAUUCUGUAAGAUCAUCCGGUACAAAGAGUCUCUUGAGGUGUUCUACUAUAUCUACUUUGGAUGGUGACAACAUCUCAGGGGUGCAAGGAUACAGUGGAAACUGUAAUGCUGUCGACAGAUUAGGCACUGCAAUUGUUGAUUUAGAUGAUGCUCAUACUUCUGAUCAUUCCAGUCCAGUUGCUGCCACUCCUCACAAAGAAGUUGAGUUUCCAUGCACAGAGCAAUCAUCCCCAACUAGAGCUCUCCGUGCUGUAAUGCUGAAGCGUCGCUUUGCGGACACCAUUUUGAAGGCACAGCAGAGAACCCUUCUAAAUCAUGGCGAGAAAGUUGACCCUGCAAAGGUGCAACGCGAAAGAGAGAAGUUGGAGAAAAAGCAACAGGAAGAAAAGGCAAGGAUUGAAGCCCAAGUCAGAGCCACGGAAGCUGCUGCACAACUGAAAGCUGAAACCGAACUUAAAAUGCAACGGGAAAGGGAAAGGGAAGAAGCUCGAUUGGCACUUCAGAAGAUGCAAAAAACUGUGGACAUUGAUGAAAAUUUUCAGAUCUUUAAAGAUCUUGAUAAUUUGGGCUAUUCUCAACCCGUUCACCUUGAUCUACUUGAUGAGAUGCCGAAGAACUUUAUGGAUGCAGUUGAGCAGCAGUGUGCUCUUGCAAAUCCGUUAGCACAGCUGGGUUUGUUCAUGAAGGAAGAUGAUCUGGAUGAGGAGGUGGGUAACUGGUUCUCUUCUACUGGAGAUGGUAGGGUGGAGGAGGGGGAAAUUGGUUCCUCGUAGCCAAAGAUUAUUGUCUUUUAUGAUUAAACCCUGGAAUUGUUAGUGAUGUUACAAGGGGUAUUUUAUUUUCGCUAUUCUCUAUUCCUUUUAGAAAACAAAAGGGCAGAAAAAAGUUUUUGCGCUGCUGACAUGUUUUGUGAGAGUAUGUAUAAAGUUAGUGAGCAAGAUGUCAGGUUAUGUAUAGAAAGGAGUUCAUGAUUGUACAAUUUCGUUCUACACUACCUGUGAACUAAAUUACAUAGUUUCUCUACUUUAUCGGCUGA
Molecule: messenger RNA, 2390 nt
Organism: Asparagus officinalis (garden asparagus)
Lineage: Eukaryota; Viridiplantae; Streptophyta; Magnoliopsida; Asparagales; Asparagaceae
Product: transcription factor GTE9-like
Exons: 10
Coding region: 286-2127 (613 amino acids)
Molecular function (GO): protein binding
Source: RefSeq, a predicted model, not a curated record